AUGGCAACAAUUCGAGCAGACUCGAUAGACCCCAAGAAAAUCAGGAAAGGGAUGGAAAAAGCGCCUCCUCCUGUCUGCAGAGACUAUCUAGAUAUGGAUACAGACGAGGAAGAAUUCGGACGUCAAGAAACCCCUGAGCCAGACGAGGAACUCCCUCCAGAGCCGGAAAAACCGGUCUUCACGGAUGAGGAAUUGGAAAGACUUGUGCAGUGCGUGAAGGACUUGACAAUAAUUCCAUCGGAUGUGGAAUUCGUCUGGCCGUUGGAAACCAUAGAACGGAUCCAAGAGUACUUCCACAACCCUGGGAAUACCAUAUUGACAAUUUUUUUCGAAGCAACAGAGUGUAAAGCUCUCCUAGACUUUCCCCUUCAAGCUGAUCAGGGCUUGACUUAUUUCUUGAGGUCCCCUUGGCAAGUUUACACCCCCGAAAACUUCAUGUCGACCGUGAUUUUUGGGAAUUUCAGUGGCAACAUUGAAAAUUCGAUGUUAAAAUUUUUAGAAAUUAUGUAUUCGCCGAUCGCUGUACACAGCGAUAGGUGGCCUGAAGUUAUGAGGGAUGAAAUUUUCUCGGAUUUGAAUCAAUUCCUCAUGAAGUUGACGGAUGCUACGUAUGGUCCUAUGGGCCUGACAAUUCUUCACGUUCCGCGGGAAGGAAUACAGGACGAUAAAACCGAAUCUCUUCUUUGCAACGAUAAAAAUCAAAAGGGGUUUAUUGAGAGAUUAGAGAGAGUUGCUCGAUACUGGAUAAAGCAAAUAAGGGGAGCACUAGAAGGAACUGAUUUACCACCACGUCCCACUUGCGGAACUAUCAUGGAUGAAAUAGAAUUCUGGAAUUACCGAUUUGAAAAUUUGAGUUGUCUUCAUCACCAGCUCAACGAUACCUCGAUUUUGACAAUAGUGAAAACAUUGAAGGAAGUCGAUUCCUCAAGUGUGCAACAGUUUCACCCCCUAACAACGCAAGUGCAUGAAUUAGUAACAGAAGCAAGUUCCAAUGUCAUGUAUUUGAAUUUAUUCGUAGACAGUUGUACGGACUUCGAAGUUCCCAACGGCAUUGAGGCAUAUUCAACGAAAAUACUGCAUCAGAUUCGUUUCGUGGGUUUAGAUUCUAAAUUCUACACCAGCGCGGAUAAAAUUGAUACAUUAUGUCGAGCCCUCGGUACCCAAAUAAUCGAACAAUGCAAGAGCUACGUAAAUUUAGAUACAAUUCUCGAAGGUGAUGUAAGCGAGGGGAAGAAAAUGCUGGAGAAUUCCAUCAAUUGUUGCCAAGAAUUUCUCCAGAUAUUCGAAAGACUGUCUCAAAUGGACGCGCGGUGCCAAGACCUCAUCGAAUUUUCCGACGCUAGAUUUGUCUACGAUACCUGCGAGGAGGUGAAGAUGAUCGGUGGAGCCAGAGGAAUGGAACACGAGUUGCAAUACAAAAAAAUCGAAGAGUCUUUCUCUGAUAUCUUGGAAGAAGUGAAAGAAAUUCGUGAUUUUAUUUUAGACGUUACGACGAAUAUCUGGUUGGAUCGGAUAGUAUCGCUUAGCGAGCGCAUUCAGAAUAUAGACAACAUGGUGAAAAACCUGAUUCACGAGAUAUUCAAAGAUGUUCAGAACAUCGAGGAGGGUAUAGAGGCGCUAUACGCUAUGAAGAGAUUUGCUACAAGGAGAAAUUUGCAAGAGACCAUUCGGCAUUAUUGGACGGUCGUGUGGAAGAUUUUCGAAAGUGAAUUGAAAAACAUUGACAUGCAAGAGGAGAACAUUCUUGAUGAGACAACAAUCACACGCAAUGCUGAAGCCGCGAUGCUUCUGAGGAUUCAGAUCGAUUAUCUGUCGAAUCAAUUCAAUAUUAUGAUUAAUGCUUCCGAUUGGCUGGGGGACAGCAAUGUUCAAGAACGCAUCAUAAAAAAAUAUAAACAGAUCCAAAGUUCCAUUACCGAAAAAGAAAACUCCUUCUUCUCACUUUGGGAAAGAGACGUUCAAUCUGACGUGGAAAUUCGAAAUAUCUUGAAAGAACCAGUUCUUGCGUUCCUGAAACCACCGGACGAAGUAUUUCUCACUGUAAAUAUGGACGAAUCAUACAUCCAAAAUAUGCGAGAAGUAAUAGAAUGGAAAUAUCUGAAAUAUGAUUCAAAAGCAAUGAAUUCAAAGUUCCUCCAGAAAUGGCAGCCGAUCAAAUUGAGAUAUAUGAAGAUUAAAUAUUUAUGCGACCUAUAUAACUCUAUCGUAAAACGCCUGCAUAAGGAGGAACGACUGCUAUUAGAGAAUGCUAUAAAUGAAGUGAAAAAUUCAAUCACUCCUGCUCUACCGAAGUGCACGUGGGCUGUGGAGAAUAUCGAUAAGAUUUAUGCUGAGUGGUUGAAGAAUAUUAUUUUAUUAAAGGACGUAGUAGAAGUGUUUACAGCUACAGACGCUCAUAUUCGCUCUUCGUGUGAAGAUAUAGCGAAAUUUCUACUUAUAAAAGGCACUGAUAAUGUUUCUUACACCCUCGAACAGUUCAAAGAAUAUCUGGAAUUAAUCAGCAGUGAAAACUCAUUUUUAAUGAAAGAAUCGAGUAAAUCCAUACUUUCCGAUUUAUAUGUAUUGCAUCGCAAAGCUAAGUACGGAGAAUCCACUCCCAGACAUUGGACGAUGUACGUCACUGAAGUUAUCGGAAUUUUCAAGCGAUCCCUCAUCAGAAAUGUUCGAGGAUCUUUAAUGUCUGCACUGAAAUUUUUUCGGGUAGCCUCUGUGGCUGAUUCAGAGCCUUUGUUUCACAUCGAGGUCAAUCUAUCUGACAAUAAUUUAGUGUCAUUCAGCCCUGAUUUGAACGAAAUUGGUGCAGCUUUGAACGGUAUCAUUCCGGUGACUACUGAAUAUAUUUAUUCAACAGACGAAUUCACCAGGAUUUUGAAAUUUGGGGCGCAAUCGAGAGAGAAUGAUAAUUUUAUACAUUCUGAUGGAGCUGUGAGAGAUUUAACGAAUACCGUCGAACAAGAGAUAAAGGCUGGAUUGGAAGAGCUCGAAGAGUUCAGAGUAUCAGGUUUAAACGUGGAGCGUCUGUCCAAAAUCGAUGAUAUUGUAAAAUCCUGUGGGCAAGAGAAUGUGCACAAAGAACGAGAGCAAUUGGAGUCUACAAUUCGCUGGUGCGAAGAAAUCCUCGAAAUGGCAAAUGCUUUGGAAAAUAAAAUCAGAAUCCGUUUCGUUUUGUUGAAUACGGAAAACCUGAAAAUUCGGGUAUUAACACAGUGUGAAAAUAUGAAAGACACGCUUUUCGUUGAAUUGAGUAGGUUUAUUGCUUCCGAGCUUGCUUUGCAGCGAAUGCCCGUACAGAAUGAUAACAUGUCAGUAAUCCACUUGUAAUAAAAAAUAAUCACAUGUAGAUGAUAACAAAAUAUGAUACACCUAUUUAUGCCUAGUCUCCUAGUUCCUUCACAUCUCAAUAUAUAUUCAUAAAAUUUCUGAUCUAACUUACAACUAUGUCAUGGAAACAUCAAAAACUCUGGACAAAAAACAUCGAGAGUAUCGAUACUUUGGCAUAUUGCACGAGAAGAGGGUGACUCCAUCGUCUCCUAUUAUUGUAAUUCGUUUUCAACUUUGGCACAUCCAAGAUUCUUCAUAAUGACAGUUGAAAAAAAAUCUCACGGACAAUAAA
Molecule: messenger RNA, 3613 nt
Organism: Diachasma alloeum
Lineage: Eukaryota; Metazoa; Arthropoda; Insecta; Hymenoptera; Braconidae
Product: dynein-1-beta heavy chain, flagellar inner arm I1 complex
Exons: 10
Coding region: 1-3321 (1106 amino acids)
Source: RefSeq, a predicted model, not a curated record